UAAAUUUAAAAAAUAUGAACAGUCACGCCGAUGCAAGUAAAUAAAUUAAUUAACUUAUACAAUAAUAAUUAAUUAUUGAUAAAAUAAUAUAAGAAGCUUCUUUUAUUCACUGUUCAAGAAAUAGGUAUUGAAUUUCUUCUUUAAUUUUAUAGACUAAAACUUAAAUAAAUAUUUAUUCGCUUUGUGAGAAAUGGCUUUAAAACCGACUACGUGUAAGGAAGCCAUAGCUCGAUGGGAAAAAGCAAAAAACGAAUCUGCCGCUGAUGCCAAAGUGGUAGAGCUGCAAUUUCAAUGGCCUCCUAUAGAAAAAAUGGACGGCGCACUGUCUACGCUGGUUAAUUGCGAAAAAUUAAGUUUAUCUUCGAAUAUGAUCGACAAAAUAGCUGGUAUCGCCGGUAUGAGAAGUCUUAAAAUUUUGUCUCUUGGGCGAAAUUACAUCAAAUCUUUAGCCGGAAUAGAAACUGUAGCCGAGACACUGGAAGAGUUGUGGAUAAGUUACAAUCCCAUCGACAAGUUGAAGGGAAUCGGCUCUUUGAAGAAUAUGAGAGUUCUCUACAUGUGUAAUAACAUGGUUAAAGAAUGGGUCGAGUUUAAUAGAUUGCAGGAAUGUACUUCGCUCCGUGAACUAGUGUUCAUUGGUAACCCGAUAUGUGAAAAUCAGCCAGACAUGGAAACUUGGCGAACUCAAGUCGCGAACAGACUGCAACAAUUAAUAAAACUGGACGGGAUACCCAUACUCAGGGAAUAGAAAUUAGACGAAUACUUGAGUAUUAUUUCACUAUCUAUAUAUUGGUAUAAUAUCAGUAACUUAAUAAAAUGUUUUCUCAGGUAACUAACUCAGUA
Messenger RNA from Manduca sexta (tobacco hornworm), 843 nucleotides. Its product is annotated as dynein light chain 1, axonemal. Bases 191 to 748 code for a protein of 185 amino acids. The transcript has 4 exons. Lineage: Eukaryota; Metazoa; Arthropoda; Insecta; Lepidoptera; Sphingidae. The record is from RefSeq and is a predicted model, not a curated record. Gene Ontology annotation, cellular component: cytoplasm. Gene Ontology annotation, molecular function: protein kinase binding.